AUGUCACUUAAGUAUGAUUUUACCGGAAAGGUAGCUCUGAUAACUGGUUCGAGUUCGGGUAUCGGUGCGGCCACUGCUCAACUGUUUGCCAAAUCGGGUGCCAAUGUUGUAAUUACCGGUCGUAAUGCCGAUCGUGUGGCCAAAGUGGCCAAACAAUUUGAAUCUCCUUACUGUGUAUCCAAAGCAGCACUGGAUAUGUUUACCAAAUGUAUGGCCGCAGAGUUGGGACCCAAACAUCAUAUCAGAGUCAAUGCAAUACUUCCCGGAGCUGUUGACACCAACUUUAUGACUGUAUUUGAUUUACCGAAAGAGUUGAUCGAUCAAACAAACAAAGCAUUUGGCCUGAAAUUACCGAUCGGUAGGAUUGCCCAGCCCCAGGAAAUUGUCAAUACUGUUGCCUAUUUGGCCAGUGAUACGGCGGCCGGAUUUAUGACCGGCAGUCUGGUUGUGGUCGACGGCGGAGAUAUUGCCGCUAACGUGUCAUACGAAUAG
Messenger RNA from Oppia nitens, 492 nucleotides. RefSeq lists its product as uncharacterized. Gene Ontology annotation, molecular function: oxidoreductase activity. Bases 1 to 492 code for a protein of 163 amino acids. The record is from RefSeq and is a predicted model, not a curated record. Lineage: Eukaryota; Metazoa; Arthropoda; Arachnida; Sarcoptiformes; Oppiidae. The transcript has 3 exons.